GAAGAAUACGUCCAGGAGGGCAUCCGCUGGAACCCCAUAGAUUACUUCAACAACAAGGUCGUCUGCGACCUCAUUGAGAACAAAGUGAAUCCUCCGGGGCUCAUGAGUAUCCUGGACGACGUGUGCGCCACCAUGCACGCCAAGGGGGAAGGCGCCGACCACACCCUGCUGCAGAAGCUCCAGACGGCCUUGGGCACCCACCCCCACUUCAACAGCUGGAACAAAGGCUUCGUCGUCCACCACUACGCUGGCAAGGUGUCGUAUGACGUGGGGGGAUUCUGCGAGCGAAAUCGUGACGUUCUGUUUACGGACCUCAUUGAGCUGAUGCAGAGCAGUGAGCUGGCCUUCAUCCGAGACCUGUUUCCGGAAAGCCUGAACGCAGAGAAGAAAGGACGUCCCACCACAGCCGGCAGCAAAAUCAAGAAACAAGCCAAUGACCUGGUGGGGACCCUGAUGAAAUGCACCCCGCAUUACAUCCGCUGCAUCAAGCCCAACGAGACCAAGAGACCCCGUGACUGGGAGGAAAGCAGGGUGAAGCACCAGGUGGAGUAUCUGGGCUUGCGGGAGAACAUUCGGGUGCGCCGAGCUGGCUAUGCUUAUCGGAGGGCCUUCCAGAAAUUUCUCCACAGGUACGCCAUCCUGACCCCACAGACGUGGCCUUCAUGGCGCGGGGGAGAGAAGCAGGGUGUGGUGCACCUGAUGAAGUCGGUCAACAUGGAUCCUGACCAGUACCAGCUGGGCCGGACCAAGGUCUUCAUCAAAGCCCCCGAAUCGCUCUUCCUCUUGGAGGAGAUGCGGGAACGACGUUACGACGGCUACGCCCGCGUCAUUCAGAAGGCCUGGCGGAAGCACGUGGCCGUGCGCAAGUACAUCCGGAUGAGAGAAGAAGCUUCCAACAUCGUCCUGAACAAGAAGGAGCGUCGGCGAAACAGCAUCAACCGGAACUUCAUGGGCGACUACAUCGGUCUGGAGAACCAUCCGGAACUGCGGCGCUUCCUGGGCCGGCGGGAGCACGUGGACUUCGCCGACACAGUCGUCAAGUACGACCGGCGGUUCAAGACGGUGAAACGGGACUUGAUUCUCACCCCCAAACUCCUCUACCUGAUUGGCCGGGAGAAGGUGAAGCAAGGGCCGGAGAAAGGGGCGAUCAAGGAGGUCCUGAAGAGGCAGAUUGAGUUGGAGAGGAUUCAGUCGGUCUCCUUGAGCACCCUGCAGGAUGACUUCAUCAUCAUCCACGAACCCCAAUACGACAGCGUCCUGGAGUCCACGUUCAAGACGGAGCUGCUGAGCUUGCUGUGCAAGCGCUAUGAAGAACGUGCCCAGAAGCCGCUGACUGUCAGGUUCAGUAACCAGCUGGAGUUCAAGGUGAAGAAGGACGGAUGGGGCCCUUGGGGGGCUGCCGGCUCCCGGCAGAUCCAGUUCCAGAUCUGCCAGGGGGACUUAGCGCUGCUCCGCAACAACGGCAAAGUGCUGGUCGUCAGCAUCGGGCCCGGCUUGCCACGGAACGCCCGGCCCACCCGGAAGGAUAAUAGGAAGAGCCGGUACCUUGGUGGGGCACCUGCCCCUGGCUGGAAUGCCCCCACGGCUGCAGGCCCGAAGUGGAACAGCCGGGGAGGCGGUAGGCCCAGUCUCCAACAUUCCCGUCUCUCCAUGACCCGGCAAGUCAGCAUGGAGCAGCCCAGCCUGCCCCGGCAGGGGGCCAGCCCAAGAGCUAAAGCGGCCCCCACCCAUGUCAACCUGGACUUCAUGAACGUCCCGGACCAGGGCGUGGCUGGCUUGCAGCGGCGGCUCUCCAAGGAAGCCAAGCCCAUCCCGGGAGGAGGCCGGGCCAAGCCCAAACCUAAGCCCAAGCCACAGCCCCGACUCCCUCAGUGCCGGGCGCUCUACGCCUACGACGCUCAAGACACCGAUGAGCUCAGCUUCAACGCAGACGAGGUCAUUGAAAUCAUCAAGGAAGGCGAGAGCAGCGGCCGUCAGAAGAAGGCAGCCUGCCCGUCUGCAGUUGAACGGUUAGAAUCGAGCCUAGUGGCGCUCUAUGGUGCUACAAGACCCGAAUCUAACUGGCAGCAGAGGGCCCCUACAGGGUCCGGCGCCCAGCGGCUCGGGUCGACACGAGGGCAGGUUGAGCUGGGUGUCGAAGCCCUUGCCGCACACCGUGCAGGAGAGUUUUCCUUUGGCGUCCGGAGGGGAGCCCCCUUCGGGGUCAUCCCCGGCACCGGGCUCCUCCGCAUCGCCCGCCCCCCUCUUCUUCUUGUGGGUGAUGAAGCGGUGGCGGUUGAGGGAGACCUGAGAAGUAAAGCAGAGCCCACACUCGCGGCACUGGUGGGCGCUCUCGCCUGUCCGGUGCUGGGGGAUGUGUUCCUGGAAAUCGGCCGCCGUGGGGGCCACGUAGCCGCACUUUCGGCAGUGGUAGAGGGAUUUCCGGUCACCUCGAGGGCUUCCAACAUCGUCCUGAACAAGAAGGAGCGUCGGCGAAACAGCAUCAACCGGAACUUCAUGGGCGACUACAUCGGUCUGGAGAACCAUCCGGAACUGCGGCGCUUCCUGGGCCGGCGGGAGCACGUGGACUUUGCCGACACAGUCGUCAAGUACGACCGGCGGUUCAAGACGGUGAAACGGGACUUGAUUCUCACCCCCAAACUCCUCUACCUGAUUGGCCGGGAGAAGGUGAAGCAAGGGCCAGAGAAAGGGGCGAUCAAGGAGGUCCUGAAGAGGCAGAUUGAGUUGGAGAGGAUUCAGUCGGUCUCCUUGAGCACCCUGCAGGAUGACUUCAUAAUCAUCCACGAACCCCAGUACGACAGCGUCCUGGAGUCCACGUUCAAGACGGAGCUGCUGAGCUUGCUGUGCAAGCGCUAUGAAGAACGUGCCCAGAAGCCACUGACUGUCAGGUUCAGUAACCAGCUGGAGUUCAAGGUGAAGAAGGACGGAUGGGGCCCUUGGGGGGCUGCCGGCUCCCGGCAGAUCCAGUUCCAGAUCUGCCAGGGGGACUUAGCGCUGCUCCGCAACAACGGCAAAGUGCUGGUCGUCAGCAUCGGGCCCGGCUUGCCACGGAACGCCCGGCCCACCCGGAAGGAUAAUAGGAAGAGCCGGUACCUUGGUGGGGCACCUGCCCCUGGCUGGAAUGCCCCCACGGCUGCAGGCCCGAAGUGGAACAGCCGGGGAGGCGGUAGGCCCAGUCUCCAACAUUCCCGUCUCUCCAUGACCCGGCAAGUCAGCAUGGAGCAGCCCAGCCUGCCCCGGCAGGGGGCCAGCCCAAGAGCUAAAGCGGCCCCCACCCAUGUCAACCUGGACUUCAUGAACGUCCCGGACCAGGGCGUGGCUGGCUUGCAGCGGCGGCUCUCCAAGGAAGCCAAGCCCAUCCCGGGAGGAGGCCGGGCCAAGCCCAAACCUAAGCCCAAGCCACAGCCCCGACUCCCUCAGUGCCGGGCGCUCUACGCCUACGACGCUCAAGACACCGAUGAGCUCAGCUUCAACGCAGACGAGGUCAUUGAAAUCAUCAAGGAAGAUCCUUCUGGAUGGUGGCAGGGCCGUAUCAGGGGCAAAGAGGGCUUGUUCCCGUGGAACUACGUGGAGAAAAUCUGAGCGGAAAGC
This is a messenger RNA of Heteronotia binoei (common prickly gecko), 3591 nucleotides long. Its product is annotated as unconventional myosin-Ie-like. The record is from RefSeq and is a predicted model, not a curated record. Gene Ontology annotation, molecular function: ATP binding; actin filament binding; microfilament motor activity. Lineage: Eukaryota; Metazoa; Chordata; Lepidosauria; Squamata; Gekkonidae. Gene Ontology annotation, biological process: vesicle transport along actin filament; actin filament organization. Gene Ontology annotation, cellular component: vesicle; myosin complex; microvillus.